GGUGGAGGUGGAGAGGCGGGCACGCCCCCCGGCGGCUCGGGCUGCCGCGGUGCCCGGCUCGGCGCUGCCGGCGGCCGGGACGGUGUAGGGGGGGUGGCCAGGACCGGCGCCGGUCACCGGUACUGCGCACGGCACGGCACGGCACGGCACGGCACGGCACGGGCUCACCAUGAUCGUGUGUCCCCAGAACGUGGAGCACCCCCGAGGAAGCCGGUGCCAGCGGCUGCCCGGGCAGGUAGUGAAGAUGUCCGGCAGCGACCCCGAGCGCCCCCAGUUCCUCUUUGUGAAGGUGCUGGCGAGCCGGGGGUGGCUAGAGGCAGUGACCCAGCAGAUGGGCUACCACCCGCAGUACCUCGACAGCUUCCUCAAGACUCAGCACUACCUGAUGCACAUGGAUGGCCCGCUGCCCUUUGACUGCCGGCACUACAUCGCCAUCAUGGCAGCUGCCCGGCACCAGUGCCGGUACCUGGUGAACCUGCACAUGCUGCAGUUCCUGCGGGCUGGGGGUGAUCCCCAAUGGCUGCGUGGCCUCGACUUCAUCCCCCCCAAACUCCGCAACCUCAAUGAGAUCAACAAGAUCCUGGCACACCGGCCGUGGCUCAUCACCAAGGAGCACAUUGAGAAGCUGCUGAAAAUCAGCGAGUGGAGCUGGUCGCUGGCGGAGCUGGUGCAUGCUGUUGUCCUCCUGGCACACUGCCAUGCGCUUGCCAGCUUUGUCUUUGGCUGUGGCUGCGAGCAGGAUGAGGGGCCAGGAGGCAGAGGCUCGCUGAAGACCUUGUCGCCUGGGAACCAGUGCUUCUGUGAAGCCACUGCCAGUAACGGCUUCAGCCAGGAACUGCUGCGCAUCAAUCGCAAGCGGUCCCUGGACUCCUGCAUGGAGCUGGAUUCCCUUCGGGAACGCAUGCAGCGGAUCCACGUGGAGACUGAGGGCAGGGAGGACACAAGGCUGCUGCAGCAGGACCGAGAGGAAGAUACCGACGGGGAAAUCACCAGUGCCACCAAUCUUGCAUGCUACAUGCAGGACCCUGACUUUGGAUACCAGGACUUUGCCCGGCGCGACGAGGAUCAGACGCAGGUAUUCAGAGUCCAGGAUUACUCCUGGGAAGAUCAUGGCUUCUCACUGGUCAACCGGCUCUACUCUGACAUUGGGCAUCUCCUGGAUGAGAAGUUUCGGAUGGUGGAUGGUCUGCAAAGCAGUGCCAUGGCCAAGCGGCAGGGCUGUGAACCCUCUGUCUUCAAGCGGGGCAUCUGGAACUAUAUCCACUGCAUGUUUGGCAUUAGGUACGACGACUAUGACUACGCAGAAGUGAAUCAGCUCCUGGAGCGAAUGCUCAAAGUUUACAUUAAAACUGUAACCUGCUACCCAGAGAAGACAAACUCAGAAAUGUUUGACAGGUUCUGGAAGCAGUUCAAGCACAGUGAAAAGGUCCACGUGAACCUGCUCAUCCUGGAAGCCCGAAUGCAGGCAGAGCUGCUGUAUGCGUUGCAGGCCAUCACGCAGUACAUGAUCUCCUAGACAGUGGGGAGCUGUGCUGCGGCAGGGCCGGGCAGCAUUCUCUACCUGAACUCACGCGUGACCUGUCAUGCUGGGAUGGAUGGCAAGGGAUUAACUCAAUUUAGUUUACUUGACUGUCUUGUUCCUUCCCCACCCCCCCACCCCGUGGGGCUCACUGAGCGGCCCCGUUACGUGCAAUUACCAAACUGUGAGGCAAGUCCGUGCUGCUGAGAUGUCAGUGUGAUGCUGGAGACUUGAACAUGUCCAAGGAAGACUGCCAAAGACAUGGGGGGGAGAGGGAGGCCAGAGGGGACUGGGGCCAGUUUAGAGGGAUGCUCCCCUUGCCCAGGUGCUAGGGGAGCCUCAGCUGCCACAGGGAGGGCAGAGGGGAGAGCUGGUUUCCUUCCCUGUGCUGCAGUGGCUGCCCUGCUUGCAAGCCACCCUUUGGUGCUUGGCCUUGUUGGGGGGAUGCAUCUUGCUUGGGAACAGUGUGGGCAGCUUGCAGGUGCAUCACAAUGUCCUGAGUUGCAUGGUCAGGCAGGAAGGAGCACUGGCGCCAAGCAAAGGCCCUUCCCCAGCCCAGGAUGGGAGGGGGAUGCACUUGCUGCCCACGUGUCCUGCCCUUCAGGUCUAUGUGCCAAACCCCUCUGGGAUGAACAAGCGAUGACCCCAGUGAACUCCAAACUGUGAAGCUCUUGCUGGCAGGGUGCUCUAGUGCUCUGCCUUCUCUGACAGCAGGGUGAGAAGGUCUCUGACAGUGUUCAGGCUCUGGAGGUUUCUGCAGGGGACUUAAGGCAGUCCUUGGGGAGCAGGAAGAACGAGGGAGGCUUCCUGAGUUAUAGUGGCUUGUGUCUUACCACGAGAGGGCUGAGGCCCUGUCCCCAGUCACUUGCUGCUUAGCAGCAUGGUGGAGGAGCCUGUGGUUGGCACAGGUGAGCUACAAGAUGCUUCUCCUUGAACUUGGGCUGGGGGGAUUUCCCGGGCUGUCUCUAUUUGAACAGAGGCUGCCUGUGCCCCAGCCUUGCCCUCUGCCUGGUGGGUAGGAGCAUGCACCACCGCUCCCCCCGUCCCAGGGCUGCUUCCUGCCUGUGCUGCAGCCCCUGGCUGGGGAGGCACAAGGGAUCCAGUGCAGGCUCCUGAGAGCAGCCAUGAAAAAGGAAUGAGGCCACCUGUAAUAAGUGAGAGCCUGAAGCAAGGGCAGCUGUUAAGUCAGCCCAGUGCACGCUGCUUCAGUCGACCUGUUUACUGCAUAAAUGUACGGGGAGAAAACCUUGUGUAUGGAAGCUACAGAAAAAGCCUAUUUUUGCUAUAAAUAUAUUAUGUUUGACAUGGA
Messenger RNA from Phalacrocorax carbo (great cormorant), 2828 nucleotides. Lineage: Eukaryota; Metazoa; Chordata; Aves; Suliformes; Phalacrocoracidae. The record is from RefSeq and is a predicted model, not a curated record.